Messenger RNA from Elaeis guineensis (African oil palm), 1022 nucleotides. NCBI's taxonomy places the organism in Eukaryota, Viridiplantae, Streptophyta, Magnoliopsida, Arecales, Arecaceae. The record is from RefSeq and is a predicted model, not a curated record.
CUAUGAACAGUGAAUAAUAAUAAUAAUGAUAACAAUCAUAAUAAUGAUAGUUGCUCUCAUACAAUGGUUAUAAUGGUCACAAUACAAUGUCCGUUAUUAUCAGUAUAAACAUGGAUAGCCUGGUCUGUCUAAGGUGGGGAUAUAAAAUGGUGGGACUUUGGAAAUUUACAGGGAAUUCAAGUAAGAAAGGGGCCAUCAUUGGAGGAAUUGCUGGAGGAGUUGGGUUUCUGUUGCUUCUGGCCAUUGCCGCAUUCCUUUGUAUUGGACGAUCCAAAAAGCCUGGGAACAUUGAGAGAGGAGACAUAUUGGGGGCAACUGAGCUAAGAGGUCCGGUGGAUUAUCGUUAUGCGGAUCUUAAAGCUGCGACAAAAAAUUUCAGUGAAGAAAACAAAUUGGGAGAAGGUGGCUUUGGAGAAGUAUACAAGGGUGUGUUGAAAAACGGUAAAGCGGUCGCCGUGAAGAAACUCACAAUAGCUAAUGCCAGAAAAGUACACAUAGAUUUCCAGAGUGAGGUUAAGCUUAUAAGCAAUGUUCAUCAUCGAAAUCUAGUUCGUCUUCUUGGAUGUUCCACCAAAGGCCCUGAACUGCUGCUUGUCUACGAGUACAUGGCAAAUAGCAGCCUUGAUAAAGUCUUAUAUGGUGACAGACGUGGAAUUCUUAACUGGAAACAGCGAUUUGAUAUAAUUGUCGGCAUAGCACGAGGAUUAGCAUAUCUCCAUCAGGAAUUCCAUGUCUGCAUCAUUCAUCGUGACAUAAAGUCGAGCAAUAUACUGCUUGAUGACAAUUUCCAGCCUAAGAUUGCAGAUUUUGGAUUGGCAAGGCUUCUACCUGGCGAUCACAGUCAUCUCAGCACCAAAUUUGCGGGAACUUUGGGUUACACAGCACCUGAGUAUGCAAUCCAUGGACAGCUAUCUGAGAAAGUCGACACAUACAGCUAUGGCGUUGUUGUCCUGGAAAUAAUAAGUGGUCGAAAGAGCAAUGAUGUGAACCUUGAACCUGUAACCCAAUACCUUCUCGAAUGG